UGUUUGUAGAUAUUAACAUAUUUAAUUAACAUGUACAACACGGAUCUCAUUACUAUUAAUACAUACUAAUUAUAUUUGUACACCACAAAUAAAAUAAUCUAAAACAUUAGUCGUGAUUUGAAGUUCAAAAUGUCUUUACUUUUCGAUGAGUCUUUGAAAUCAAUUCAGUUUCUCUUUAAAUAUGUUGGGAUAUAUUUGGAUCGUACAAUUCUGAAUACCGCCGAGCAUCUAAUAAAAUUUCGAUCGUUGUACAUAAUAAACUUCCUUUGGCUGAACACGGAUGUUAUCGGCGAAAUAUUAUGGUUAAUACAGGGCGCUCUUCACGGAAAAAGUCUAAUCGAAUUGACUUAUAUUGCACCAUGUACAACUAUAUGUAUGCUUGCUAACAUUAAAUCCCUCUCUCUGCUUCUUAAUCAAGAUAAAGUAAAGCAAUUAUUCAAACAACUUCGGAACAUGGAGAAUAUUAAUAUUGGCGAUGAAGAAGUUAAGAAGAAAAUGGUUGCUGAAGGAAAAAAGUAUCUAAGGGCUGUCAUAAAGGCGUUGAGUGUAAUCAACGCUGUAACACUGAUAUUGUUUAGUGUGAGCCCGAUCCUGUUCAUGGGAUUAGAAUAUAAGAAAUCGGGACAGGUUGAGCUGGUGCUGCCUUUCCUGAUUGUUUAUCCGUUUAAUUCUUAUGACAUCAAAUACUGGCCGUUUGUAUACAUGCAUCAAGUUUGGUCUGCAUACUUAGUGGUGACCCAAGUCGCUGGAACCGACUGCCUCUUCUAUACAUGCUGCACUAGCAUCUGCACGCAGUUUCGCUUGCUGCAAAACGACAUUGAAACUAUUAUUCCUGAACGUAAUUUUGACGAAAAUGUUUUUCGGGAAAAGUUUAAGAAGCUAGCGGUUCGUCAUGAGGGCAUCAUGCAGUCAGUCAUUCAAUUGGAAAGCAUCUAUGCAAAGUCGACGUUAUUCAAUUUCGUGACAAGUUCAUUCUUGAUUUGUCUGACGGGAUUUAACGUCACGGCUCUGGGCGACAUAGGUUUCAUGCUGUCCUUCCUCUCAUUUUUGCUGAUGAGUCUGAUGCAGAUUUAUCUUCUCUGUUUUUACGGAGACAUGAUUAUGACAUCGAGCAUGGAAGUAAGUAACGCGGUGUAUAAUUCCAAAUGGUAUACAGUGAAUGCAAAAGCCGCAAAGCACCUGUACGUGGUUCAAAUGAGGGCACGGAAGCCCUCCAAGUUGACGGCGUUCAGUUACGCCGACGUCAACCUGAAGUCUUUCACAAAGAUAUUGAGCACGGCUUGGUCAUACUUCGCUCUUCUGAAAACUAUGGAGAGCCCGACACGAGCAUAAUUCUUCACUCAUGUUGUAGUUGUAAAGCACAG
Cydia amplana is the source of this 1364-nucleotide messenger RNA. Its product is annotated as putative odorant receptor 92a. NCBI's taxonomy places the organism in Eukaryota, Metazoa, Arthropoda, Insecta, Lepidoptera, Tortricidae. The record is from RefSeq and is a predicted model, not a curated record. Gene Ontology annotation, molecular function: olfactory receptor activity; odorant binding. Gene Ontology annotation, cellular component: plasma membrane. Bases 130 to 1332 code for a protein of 400 amino acids. Gene Ontology annotation, biological process: detection of chemical stimulus involved in sensory perception of smell; sensory perception of smell. The transcript has 7 exons.